AUGUUGGGCAGCGGUGGAAACUGCGCCCACGGUGGAGGUACCCACGCUGGACCACCGUCUAUGCGGGUGAAGGGAAGGGGUGGUGGAAGUGGGAGGGGGAAUGCCGCAGCCGGCAUAGGAGUGGAUAUGUUGGACUGGGGGUCGCCCCAGUCAACGGACCUGUCUGAAAUAACCUCCCAACCUCUGCUUCCUAUGUUGAAUGAAGCAAAUAUAUACAAACAUUCAACAUUCAACACGUCCAUCAUGGGUGGGAUCGCUACUGGGAGGCAUUCCUCUCACUUCCUUUCCAGACUUGCAAUGGACUCUUCACAGCAGGCAAAUGUUGGACCAAUGAGAAGCACUUCUGGAAAGGCCGGUCCUGCUCAGCAACAGCGAUCACCUAUCACACGCGAUGAGUUUGUUGAACUCUUUGGAGGGAUGUACCGUUCGAAUGCUGUGGCCAUAGUGCAUGUCUGCCUUCCUCAUCUCGACCACACCAAGAUGGACGACGUCGAACUGCUGUUCUGGGGCCGUUACUAUGGUGCCUACCAAGGCUCCUUCAACAAUUGGCUCGCAUUGAUGAAGAGCAAGUUCAAGACUGGUAACAACACUGAGAAGCAAGCGAAGGAGAGGCUGCGGAAGCAUGCGAAGGUGGUCCUCGACCAAUCGAUUCCCAUCUUUGGAUUCACCAUCCAUGUCUGGGGCACAGGCAUGGAAGCCUCUCACAUGUACAACCUCGACUUCGUCAACAAAGCUACGUUGAAGCACAUCCAACCUCCCCUCUCAUGCCAGCUCUACACCAUCCACUCACCAAACAAAUGGUGGCUGCCUAAUUUUUGCUGUGGGAAGGUUGAAAUGGCACCAGGGUCAGAGAUGUAUCAGGUGUUCAAAGGGGACUCAUUCAUGCUGAGUGUGGGUAUAGACAUGAGGGUGGUGUUCGAUAUACCGGUUCGACGUUCACUGGUGAAGCCAGAUUGGCUCCUGGGCACCACCACUGUCACUUUUACACAUUCUAUGACAUAG
Messenger RNA from Laetiporus sulphureus 93-53, 1002 nucleotides. RefSeq lists its product as uncharacterized. The transcript is spliced from 5 exons. The record is from RefSeq and is a predicted model, not a curated record. Bases 1 to 1002 code for a protein of 333 amino acids. NCBI's taxonomy places the organism in Eukaryota, Fungi, Basidiomycota, Agaricomycetes, Polyporales, Laetiporaceae.